UUUAAUGGCAGUGUUAUUGAAAGUGAUGUCGGCAGCGGGAUUUUUUGCACGGAUGUAGAUAAUUUUGAAGAGAACAAAAAAGCAUUUAAACGUAAACAUUUGACUUCAAAAAUUUGAUUCUCACAAUGAAUUUAUUUGACCACGUGAAGCAAUUACACGAUUCGGAAUUAUACCAAGAUUUAAGUCAACUGGCAAGUGUUGUGAUCACUCUCUGUGACAACAGUACAGAUGUGGAACUUCUCACACUUCAGCAGCGCUACCAAUGCAUGGUUUACUAUGGCAACGCCCUUUACAACAUGUCACAGUACCUCAAGGCAGAGGACACAUACAAGAAAGCUAUAAUUCUAAGGAAGGGUUUCAACAAGUCAAAGGUCAAAGGUGGGCCACCAUGUCACAUGGAGCUGACCUCAGAGGUUGAAGUGAAGUACAAGAUGUACCAGUGUUUGUUACAACAGAAGCAAUACAAAGAAGCCAUGUCUGUGCUGGAGGGAAUCAGCUCACGUCAGAGAAACCCAAAGAUUCACCUGGCUCUAGCCAAACUGUACCUGAGGGCAGGAAUGGACCGGUCAGCAAUAACAAGCUACAAGGAGGUCAUCAGGGUUUGUCCUCUGGCAUUGGAAGCUCUGAACGGUUUACUUGGUCUAGGGGUCAAGGGUUCAGAUGUAGCGACUCUUGUGAUAAAUGGUCUUCCUCAUGGCACACCCAAUGAUUGGCUAUCAAUGUGGAUCAAAGGACAAGCACAUUUGUCGUCUCGAGAGUUCAGCAGUGCUGUCGCAACAUUCCAACUGAUGGACACAAAAGCUUACCUCAAAGAUAAUGUUCUCCUAGUUAACAGUCUGGCCGAGGCCCUCUUCUAUGAUGGUCGCUACUCUGGUGCUCUACAAGCCUUCCAAAGGGUACAUGCUCUGGACCCACUUCAGGUGAAGAAUAUGGAUCUAUAUUCCUACCUCCUAUCCAAAGAAGAUAAAGUGAAAGAAUUACAAAGGUUAUCCCAGCGCCUAAUGAAGAUCACAGAAUAUGCUGCAGAAUCCUGGAUCUCCAUUGGAUAUUUCUCUAUGGUCACUCACAAGGAAUCUCGAACCAGGACUGUUUACUUUGCACAAAAAGCCAACAACUUGGAUUCUUUUAACAUAGAGGCAUAUCUACUGAAGGGGGCAGCACUGUUAGAACUGAAGAAAAGUCAGGACGCCUCUCUGCACUUCCAGGAGGCUCUGAGACUGGCCCCACACAGAUACGAGGCCUACCUAGGUCUGAUCAACUGUUACAUGGCUAGUCAUCGUACAAGAGAAGCGCUCUCCUGGGCUGGAAAGGCCAUCAAAAUUCUAGGAAACAACGCAAGGACCCUUACACUCUAUGCAUCAGUAUUAUCCAAGGAGCCAACCAUGACUGCAAAGGCUAAACCUUACUUGGAGAAGGCAAUGAAGAUGGACCCUAAUUUCCUCGACCCUGUGUAUAUAAUGGCAGACAUUCUGUCUCGGGAACAUCAGUAUGAGAAAGGCAUAGAAUUACUCAGGAAACAGCUACAAACCCAAAGUACAUGUCAACUUCACAGGACUUUGGGUGACUUCCUGGGCUGCACAAAUGAACACUUAGAAGCUAUUGACCAGUACAGCAUAGCACUCAGCCUGGACCCCACCAACAGUCGAGCACGUGAGGGGAUGGAGAGGGUGGAGAAACAGAGUGACAUGGGAUUGAUGGGCCUCAGUCUGGAGAACUCUUAUGAUGUCGAUGACAUCGAAGGCAGCGACAAUGAUGGAGACUUUGAUAAUAGUAACAGUGAUGUGGAGAGUACCUGGUCAGAGACAGAAUACACCUAGUUCUCUGCCAGUAUAUAAUGUGUAUGGGUGAAUGAUAUGACAUUUAAGCGACAAGUAUUUGAUACCUACCAGUCUACAUACAGGGACAUGGGACGUACCAGCUGGUCAGGGACAAUUUGGCCAAUGUAUAAUGUGUACAUACACACAGGGACAUUAGAAGUACCAGCUGGUCAGGGACGCCUUGGCCAAUGUAUAACAGGGACAAGAGAAGACAAAGGAAUACCUCGGCCUAUGUAUAAUUAUACCCCUACUUUGAUAAGAGGGGAGGGAGUUUUUAGUAGUUAUUCUGUGAACACAAUAUCUCUUCAAGGACAUAUUUAGUUCAUAUUUAGCUCACCUGCCUGAAAGGCAAAUGAUCUUAUGCCUUGUUGCAAUGUCUGCCAGCCAUUCAGCAUCAACAUUUUCUCAAUAACCAAGAGGCCCAGAGACCUGAUGUUAGAUAUACAGCAUGCUAGGGUGAAGGUCUACCAAAGUUGUUCAAAUGAAAGACCUUGACCUACAUUCAAGGUCACAGGGAUCAAAUGUGUUAAACUCUUUAAAUAAUGACCAAGAGAUCCAAAGACCUAAUACUGGACCAAUAUGCUGGAAUAAAGGACUAAACUUUAUUUAAAUGAAUAAACAAGUGUUAGCAUCUGCACAAAUGA
Molecule: messenger RNA, 2461 nt
Organism: Pecten maximus
Lineage: Eukaryota; Metazoa; Mollusca; Bivalvia; Pectinida; Pectinidae
Product: anaphase-promoting complex subunit 7-like
Exons: 16
Coding region: 126-1817 (563 amino acids)
Biological process (GO): cell division
Molecular function (GO): protein binding
Source: RefSeq, a predicted model, not a curated record